CCUGUUGGAGUAGGUGUGUCACAGUGGGUGUGGGCUAUAAGACCCUCAUGCUAGCUUCCUGGAAGUCAGUUUUUUUGCUAGCAGCCUUCAGAUGAAGAUGUAGAACUCUUAGCUGAGCCAGUACCAUGGCUUCCUGGACACUGUCAUGCUCCCACCUUGAUGAUACUGGACUGGAUCUCUCACAGCCUGUCAUGGAAGGGACAACUGGAGUGUCCCAAGAAAGGUCUGGCGAUGGCGAUGGCGUUGGAGCUGAGGGCAUGAAAGGCGUACAUGUGGAGCAGCACUUUGAAACAGAAAGUGAGGGGAUGCCAUUGCUGACAGCAGAGCCAGACCAGGGCAUCCCAGAAGUGACUAGUGAAAAAUCGGACAGUUCAGCCGAAGAACUUGUACACAUGCCACUCAAAGAAGAGGAGCGCGUGAUGCCUCUGAUCGGGCCUGAAACCUUGGUAGACUUGGAUGAUUUGGAUGAAAGAGAUAAGCCCAGUAUUGAGGAUGUGAUAGUAGAAGGCUCUGAGUCUAACUCUCUGGGUUCUGUUCUGCCUGACCUACCGUCUGUAUCACAGCAUAGCUUUUCCGUAGCUUUGCCACUUACUUCCAGCCAAGACGAGUCCAGAGGUAUAAAGAGUGAGGGUGAUAUUACAAUUGAAGUUGAUAGCAUUGCCGAAGAAUCGCAAGAAGGCCUGUGUGAGAGAGAAUCAGCGAACAGGUCUGAAGCCAGCGUUGCCUCUGGUACCUGUGGUAUAAUUACACGCGAGAGAAAGCGCAGAGCGAAGGGUCAGAAAAGGCCAAGCGAUGCAAAUAGUGUAUUAAUGACAAAAAAGCAAAAGCAAACUCCAAAGCGGACAAGUGCUGCAGCAAAAAGUGAAAAGAAUGGGGCAGGACAGAGCAGUGACAGCGAGGACCUUCCCGCCACGGACAGUUCCAGUAACAGCACACCAGUGAAGCACCUUAACCUGCCCAAGCCACAGAAGCUGCCACGUUCUCCUGCAAGAGUCUCCCUCCUCAAAGAUAGAGGGAAAGAGAAACACAAAGAAAAGCCUGCAGAUUCAUCCCCUAGAACAUACAAGUGGAGCUUCCAACUCAAUGAAUUAGAUAAUAUGAACAGUAUAGAGAGACUCUCUUUUCUUCAAGAAAAAGCACAGGAAAUCAGAAAACACUACAUGUCUUUGAAGUUGGAAGUUGCAACCAUCGACAGAAGGAGGAAAAGUUUGAAAAGGAAAGAUAGAGAAGUGUCUCAUACAGGACCUUCUUCUAUGUCAUCGGCUUCAUGAGUCCCUCUUCAUUGUCUCCCCCCAAAAUGUACUUGCUGUAGAGCGCAGGUUAUGAACAUUUCUCCACCUGCCAGCAGUUUGCUGCUAUGGACAGAAAUCCCAAACCCUGAAA
Rattus norvegicus (Norway rat) is the source of this 1383-nucleotide messenger RNA. Its product is annotated as AT-rich interactive domain-containing protein 4A-like. Lineage: Eukaryota; Metazoa; Chordata; Mammalia; Rodentia; Muridae. The record is from RefSeq and is a predicted model, not a curated record.